This is a messenger RNA of Talpa occidentalis (Iberian mole), 959 nucleotides long. RefSeq names its product BCL2 family apoptosis regulator BOK (gene BOK). Gene Ontology annotation, biological process: intrinsic apoptotic signaling pathway in response to DNA damage; extrinsic apoptotic signaling pathway in absence of ligand; regulation of apoptotic process. Lineage: Eukaryota; Metazoa; Chordata; Mammalia; Eulipotyphla; Talpidae. The transcript has 4 exons. Gene Ontology annotation, cellular component: mitochondrial outer membrane. Gene Ontology annotation, molecular function: protein homodimerization activity; protein heterodimerization activity. The record is from RefSeq and is a predicted model, not a curated record. The coding region runs from base 1 to 642 and encodes 213 amino acids.
AUGGAGGUGCUGCGGCGCUCGUCGGUGCUGGCCGCGGAGCUCCGGGACGCCCUGGAGCGCGCGCCCGCGGACAAGGAGCUGGUGGCGCAGGCCAAGGCGCUGGGCCGCGAGUUCGUGCACGCGCGGCUGCUGCGCGCCGGCCUCGCCUGGAGCGCGCCCGAGCGCCCCGCGCCCGCGCCCGGGGCCCGCCUGGCCGAGGUGUGCGCCGUGCUGCUGCGCCUGGGGGACGAGCUGGAGCGGAUCCGGCCCGGCGUCUACCGCAACGUGGCGCGCCAGCUGAGCCUGUCCCUGCAGUCCGAGACCGUGGUGACCGACGCCUUCCUGGCCGUGGCUGCCCACAUCUUCUCUGCAGGCAUCACGUGGGGGAAGGUGGUGUCGCUGUACGCGGUGGCCGCGGGGCUGGCGGUGGACUGCGUGCGCCAGGCCCAGCCCGCCCUGGUCCACGCGCUCGUCGACUGCCUCGGGGAGUUUGUGCGCAAGAGCCUGGCGGCCUGGCUGCGGCGGCGCGGAGGAUGGACGGAUGUCCUCAAGUGUGUGGUCAGCACUGACCCUGGCUUCCGCUCCCAUUGGCUGGUGGCCGCCCUCUGCAGCUUUGGCCGCUUCCUGAAGGCCGCCUUCUUCGUGCUGUUGCCAGAAAGAUGAGCCUCGGGCUCCAGCAGUGGCCACAGCCCAGCCCCCACCCAGGAGGCCUCUGCAGGGCGAGGGCGGGGCAGACUCCCGCCGUCCCCUCGCCCGACCCCCUCUGGGGCCGAGAGCCUUUGUGGGGCUGGGGCUGCUCACCUGUGCCUGCUCCCACUGUGAGGGGCCUGAGACCCUGUGAGGGCAGCACGAAGCCCCAGGCCGCUUGCUGGGUCCACUCCUGGGCAGCGGCCCGGCUGGCCCUGCGGUUAGAGAGGGGCAGGGUGAGACUCUGGGGUGUGGGUGGAGGGGUGUGCUCACUUCCAAUAAAGUGCUGUUGG